Molecule: messenger RNA, 1587 nt
Organism: Talaromyces stipitatus ATCC 10500
Lineage: Eukaryota; Fungi; Ascomycota; Eurotiomycetes; Eurotiales; Trichocomaceae
Exons: 4
Coding region: 1-1587 (528 amino acids)
Cellular component (GO): nucleus
Molecular function (GO): DNA binding
Source: RefSeq, a predicted model, not a curated record
AUGGUUAAAUCGCGUACAAAAAAUGAUCCUAGCUAUGAAGGGAAGCUUUCUCUUGCUAUUGAUGCGCUAAAUAACGAAAAAAUCACGAAAUUACGCGACGCCGCACGCACUUUUGACGUAUCUUUAACAACACUGCGAAGGCGCCUGAAGGGCUCAGUUCCAGCGCAUAAUGCCAGUAUUACACGCAGAAAGAUGACCCCUACAGAAGAAGCUGUACUCCGGGGUUGGGUCUUCUCACUAGAGCGCCGUGGCGUUCCGCCUAGGCAGCAUAUGCUCCAUGAAAUGGCAAAUAUUUUGCUAGCUCAAAGAGAUCCUACCAAAAUACCUGAGAAGCGACAACCGGAUCUCAAGGCUAAAUUCGCACGCCGAUUAUCCUAUUCUAGAGCUCUUUGUGAAGAUCCAGUCGUUAUUGGUGGCUUUUUUGAGGAGAUUAAGCAGCUCAAAGAGGAAUAUGGGAUUGCCGAUGAAGAUAUAUACAACUUUGACGAGACAGGGUUCGCCAUGGGGAUCUCUUCUACAGCAAAAGUUAUAUGCAGCUCAGAUCGUUCAGGAAAACCUAGCCUCAUUCAGCCAGGAAAUCGUGAAUGGGUUACUAUUGUUGAGUGCGUUGGAAGCACCGGCACUGUGGUGCCUCCCCUGAUUAUAUUCAAAUCCGGCACCAACAGAGCUGAGUGUUAUACAAGCCCAAAGCUUCCCCCUGAUUGGUCAAUUACGCACUCUCCAAAUGGCUGGACAUCUGAUGAAAUCGGCUUACACAGCCAUUUAACACCGGGAUUUGAUCAGGCAUGUAAAAAUAAUAAUAUUAUUGCAUGUUGCAUGCCUCCUCAUUCAUCUCAUCUUCUUCAGCCUCUAGAUGUAGGGGUGUUUUCAGUGUUGAAGCGCUUGUACGGGGCCGCCGUUGAGAGCCGGAUUCGGAUUGGGAUUUACCAUGUUGAUAAGCUGGAUUUCUUAGAUAUGCUUUACAGCGUACGGAUCCAAACUUAUACCACACAAAAUAUUAAGAGCGGCUUUUCACACACUGGGAUUGUGCCAUAUAAUCCACAAAAAGUCCUAUCUCAGUUGCAAAUUGCUGUCCGGGAGGCUACUCCAGCCUCAAUUCGCCCUAGCACGUCAAGCAGCAGCACCUGGAGCCCAAAAACGCCUUACAAUGCCCGUACGCUAGAAAAACAGGCCAAAUCUGUCAAGAGAUCUCUCAAUAUGGGAGAUUUAGACAGCAAUUCGCCAUCGUGUCCGGCUUUUAACCAGUUGAUCAAGGGAUCCCUUGUAGUGAUGCACCAAGCUGCCAUUUUAGCUAGGGAGAACCAUAACCUACGCGAAGCAAAUGAUAUUUUACAGAAGCGCCGCACUCGCCGUACAAAAGCCCUACAAGCCGAUGGUAUUUUGACAGUCGCUGAAGGCCGAGAGCUUGCUCAGGAGCUUCCUGAAGAGGCUCAACCCCCUCCUCCACCCAACGGGAGCGCGCCUUUGCAGCCAGCUCAACGGGCCCUACCAAGUUCUUUGAACCAAGUGGGAUGCGGCUGUGCCACUUACCCGGGUGCGCCGUUUACCCGUGAAACACGUUAUCGUUUAGUGCUCGCCUUCGCUUAG